CGUGUGGAUGCGGCCUAAAGGGGAACCAUAAAUAACGAGAAAACAAACCAAUAACUUUGGGGAUUCUUUGUUACUGUGUCAACGCUUGGACUUGCGAAGGAAGUAGUGGUUUGGAGGAGGUAAUCCAUUCUCUGUGAGAUGAGAUAAAGAACGCCACCAACGGACUUAGCAGUAACUACAGACCCACAAUAGUCUUGGCAGCGUCAAGCAUCGUAGAAUCGAGACAGAAUGGUGUGGUCUUCCAUUCCAUGGAACUGGGUCGUCCCUCUUAUCGUUCUCUUAGUCCUUCUGCUUUUCUCCAUCGGUCUGGCUUGUUUCUGCAAGUUUGGCCGCAAGAAGACCCCCCGUCACGAGGACCCCAAGGUCAUGCUUCACAACAUCGACUCUGUGGAGGUCAUCAGUAACCCGACCUGUGCUACCGUCUUCGUACCCGCCGGCGAGAAGGUUUUGGGCGCCGUGAUCGAGGACGACGAAGUCGACCUUGGACUCGGCACGGCAGCUGCCAGCCAGACAAAGGCGCCAGCAGCAUCCGCCAAAGCCAAGGUGUCCAAGGACAACCUAGUGGCCGACAAAGAGGGCGCUAAGGACGCCGCAGCUGGCUCCCCCGACGCUUUCACCAAUCCAGAGGCGGACAUUUCGCUGGUUGCCAUGGACUUGAGGAGCGGUGUGUGCCGAGAAUAUCAGAAUCCGGUCGAGAUGGAUCACGACGUCAGCGAAACGUCAGAGUCGGCGCCCAUGAUUCCGUCUAAGAAGAAAUAAUUUCACUUAACACCUUAAAAUGUUCUGCUUUGAUUCGACUUACUGGCUGUGAAAAAUCCUUCCGGCUAUCUAAUGCUUGGUUUGGCUGGUUCUUGCUAGAAAACUUCUGUCGCAAUACUAAUUUGGCUAGAAUUACAUGAAAUGACGUAGCUCUCGAAUUCCCAACAAAUUAACAAGCACACCGGUGAUUAUGUACACUGUGACUACCAAUACGAGCCCGUAUUAUUUAGCACUGCUCCUCCGUCUCCUGUCGUUUUCUCCAAAAUAGCGUUAUCGGAUCUGAACGGAAAUGAGUGUGACAUUAAAGGGCCCAGACGUAUUAUACGUCAGUCUCACUAUGAGCCCUGUGGGCUGGGUUCCAUGAAUCGAGGAACCAAGUAAAUAUUUCUAAUUCAGUAAACCAAUCAAACAAACAGUUCUUAAAAAAUACAAGCAUGCUUUGGUGUCAGUGUGUUACUGAAAAUAAUAUAAUUGUUGAGCUCUUGUAAAUAUUCAGUUUUAAUGCAUGUUGUGCUUCUUGUAAUUUUAAAUGUCCAGAAAGAA
Messenger RNA from Acanthaster planci (crown-of-thorns starfish), 1302 nucleotides. RefSeq lists its product as uncharacterized. The record is from RefSeq and is a predicted model, not a curated record. Lineage: Eukaryota; Metazoa; Echinodermata; Asteroidea; Valvatida; Acanthasteridae.